This is a messenger RNA of Quercus robur (English oak), 3210 nucleotides long. RefSeq names its product AMP deaminase. The transcript has 20 exons. Lineage: Eukaryota; Viridiplantae; Streptophyta; Magnoliopsida; Fagales; Fagaceae. Gene Ontology annotation, biological process: IMP salvage; AMP metabolic process. Bases 173 to 2752 code for a protein of 859 amino acids. The record is from RefSeq and is a predicted model, not a curated record. Gene Ontology annotation, molecular function: AMP deaminase activity. Gene Ontology annotation, cellular component: cytosol.
CAAUUGUUUCGGAUUAAAAAAAUCAAACAGAGGUGGUACCUCUCUCUGUACUCUCUCCUCUGCUCUCCACUUCUCAGUAGGGUUUCUCUCUCUCGCUUCGCUUCGCUUCGCUUUCUCUCACCACAAACAACCAUUUCUCUCUCAGUAGAAGAAGAGAAAAAGUGAGUGAGAAAUGGACGCGUACGCGCUGCAUUUGGCGAUGGCGGCGCUGGUGGGAGCAUCGGUGGUGGCGGUUUCGGCCUAUUACAUGCACAGGAAAACCCUAACUCAGUUGCUUGACUUCGCGAAAACGGUGGAGAAAGACAGGGACGAUAACUCGGACCUCGACUCGCCGCAGGCGACUCAGCAUUUGAAGAAGCGCCGGAGCCACGCGCGACGCAAGGGAAAUAGUUACGGUCACUAUCGCCGCGCCUCGGCUUCUCUUCCCGACGUCACGGCGAUCUCCAGCGGAGGAGGCGGGGCUGGAAUCGACGGCGAUGAUAGGCGGACCAACGGUCCUAUCCACAUGGACGGGAUUCCCGCAGGGUUGCCGAGGCUCCACACGCUGCCAGAAGGGAAAUCUGCUGGGCAUGUAAGUUCAACCAAGAGAACCGGUUCUUUUAUCAGACCAACUUCUCCCAAGUCUCCUGUUGCAAGUGCUAGUGCCUUCGAGAGUGUAGAUGGAUCAGAGGAUGAAGAUAACCUGACUGACAAUGCUAAACUAGAUACUACAUAUCUGCACACUAAUGGAAAUGCUGGGCCAGAGUGUAAAAAUCUAUAUGAGAAUUUACCAGACCACGUUAAGGCCAGUGGAGAACAGAAGCCUAUAGUUGCUUCUAGUAUGAUUCGUUCCCAUAGUAUAUCUGGUGACUUGCACGGUGUUCAGCCCGACCCAAUUGCAGCUGAUAUUCUGAGAAAGGAGCCAGAACAAGAAAUUUUUGCUCGGCUUAAAAUAACACCUAGUGAGGUGCCAUCACCUGAUGAAGUGGAGGCCUACGUGGUUCUUCAAGAAUGCCUUGAAAUGCGAAAAAAAUAUGUAUUCAGUGAAUUAGUGGCUCCAUGGGUAAAAGAAGUUAUAUCUGAUCCCAGUACUCCAAAGCCUAAUCCUGAGCCGUUUUCUUAUAGUCCUGAGGGAAAUUCUGGUCAUUAUUUUGACAUGCAAGACGGGGUCAUUCAUGUCUAUGCAAAUAAGGAUUCUAAAGAAGAGCUUUUCCCUGUUGCUGAUGCAACAACCUUUUUCACUGAUCUGCAUCACAUACUUCGAGUUAUUGCAGCUGGGAAUAUUAGAACUCUAUGUCAUCAUCGGCUUAAUCUUCUGGAACAAAAAUUCAAUCUUCAUUUGAUGCUUAAUGCGGAUAGAGAAUUUCUUGCUCAGAAAAGUGCUCCACAUCGUGACUUCUAUAAUGUCAGGAAAGUUGAUACGCAUGUUCAUCACUCAGCAUGCAUGAACCAGAAGCAUCUUUUAAGGUUUAUAAAGUCAAAGCUGAGGAAAGAGCCUGAUGAGGUUGUAAUUUUUCGAGAUGGGACAUAUCUGACCUUGAAAGAAGUAUUUGAGAGCUUGGAUCUAACUGGGUAUGAUCUGAAUGUUGACCUUUUGGAUGUUCAUGCAGACAAGAGUACUUUUCAUCGCUUUGAUAAGUUCAAUCUUAAGUACAACCCCUGUGGUCAAAGUAGGCUCCGGGAGAUUUUCCUUAAGCAAGAUAAUCUUAUCCAAGGUCGUUUCCUUGGCGAGCUGACAAAGCAAGUGUUUUCUGAUCUCGAUGCGAGUAAAUAUCAGAUGGCUGAAUACAGAAUCUCAAUAUAUGGUAGGAAGCAAAGUGAGUGGGACCAAAUGGCUAGUUGGAUAGUGAAUAAUGAACUGUACAGUGAGAAUGUUGUUUGGUUGAUCCAGCUUCCACGUCUGUACAAUGUGUACAAGGAAAUGGGAAUUGUGACAUCAUUUCAGAACAUUCUUGACAAUAUCUUUAUUCCAUUAUUUGAGGUUACUGUGGAUCCAGAUUCACAUCCUCAGUUGCAUGUUUUCUUGAAACAGGUUGUGGGAUUGGAUUUGGUGGAUGAUGAAAGUAAGCCUGAAAGACGUCCCACAAAACACAUGCCCACACCUGCUCAAUGGACUAAUGUAUUCAAUCCAGCAUUUUCAUACUAUGUGUAUUACUGUUAUGCUAACCUAUACACACUAAACAAGCUUCGUGAAUCUAAAGGCAUGACGACAAUAAAAUUCCGUCCGCACUCUGGGGAGGCUGGUGACAUCGACCACCUUGCUGCAACCUUUCUUACAGCUCAUAAUAUUGCACAUGGAAUCAAUUUGAGAAAAUCGCCUGUACUACAAUAUCUGUAUUAUCUAGCACAGAUUGGUCUGGCUAUGUCUCCAUUGAGCAACAACUCGUUAUUUUUGGACUACCAUCGGAAUCCCUUUCCUACUUUUUUCUUACGGGGUCUCAAUGUUUCACUUUCAACUGAUGAUCCACUGCAAAUUCACUUAACAAAAGAACCUCUGGUGGAAGAAUAUAGCAUAGCUGCUUCAGUGUGGAAGCUCAGUUCAUGUGAUUUAUGUGAGAUCGCCCGUAAUUCAGUCUACCAAUCAGGUUUCUCACAUGCCCUCAAGUCACACUGGAUUGGGAAAGAAUACUACAAGAGAGGACCAAGUGGAAAUGACAUACAUAGAACUAAUGUGCCUCAUAUUCGGUUGGAAUUCCGUGAUACGAUCUGGAGAGACGAGAUGCGACAAGUUUAUCUGGGCAAGCCGAUUAUCCCUGAAGAAGUGGACAAGUGAUGUGCAAGGCAAAUGAACCUAAUCCAUCCUUGAAUAUCAAUAUGUUUUUAGAGGAGGCAAGGAACUUGCAUUACACUUGCUCAUCUGCAUAAAAGAGAAUACAUAUGAAACUGACGCUCUAGCUGAAAUUUGGCUUGGCACAAGUGGCAUGAUAACAGAAGUUAAACCUGGUCUGAAGAUGAGGUAGCAAUGCACAUCAUGGGUAUUGUAUUAUGGUCGAUCCGCAUUAUCUCAUGCAGAUUCUCAAUCUGGAAUAUAGCCUAUAGCAACAAGAUCUCAAUCUCUUCUCUGAGCAAAUAAUGGAAGUGGUUUUGUAGUAACAAUGGCAGAGUUUAGAACAAUAAUUAGAUACAUCUUAGGCCUUUUUUUUUUUUUUUGGCUGUUGCAGCAAAGUUAUAUGUAAAAUGCUAUCAUGUAAUGCUUACCCAUGGCAAGAAGGGAAAUUGGUCUCUUACUAA